Messenger RNA from Paramecium sonneborni, 445 nucleotides. Lineage: Eukaryota; Ciliophora; Oligohymenophorea; Peniculida; Parameciidae. The record is from the annotation of a GenBank genome assembly.
CUUUUUGAGAAAUUCAAUCCUCAAUCAUAGAAAAUCUUUGGUUGAUAGAAAGGAUAUGAGAUAUUUGAAACUAUUUAUAAUCAUACUUCAGAAAAAAUAUUAUAGCAGUUGUAAAUCAAUAGUAUGCUAUGGGUAUUGAAGCUCAUUGGAGAUAUACUACUGAGACUUAAAUUAAUGCACAGCCUAUAAAUCCAAUUUGAGAUUUAGAGGCUCUUAAUGAAGAUUUAGUAGUAAAUGAUUUUUUAAGAUAAUUCACAGUGAGCCAGCAUCUACAGAGCCUAUAUCACUUAAUAUUAGAAGGAAAUAUUUGAAUAGGAUAAAUAAUAUCCAAACAUAUUUGAUGAUCAUAAUGAUCCUCAUUAAUUCCUGCAGAUAUUCCAUUUGAAGGAGGCUAUGAACAUCAUCAUCCAAACAGCUAAAUCUGAUGAAAGAUAAAGAUAACCAG